Messenger RNA from Salvia miltiorrhiza (redroot sage), 1171 nucleotides. RefSeq names its product protein SENSITIVITY TO RED LIGHT REDUCED 1. Gene Ontology annotation, biological process: microtubule-based process. Bases 129 to 1010 code for a protein of 293 amino acids. The record is from RefSeq and is a predicted model, not a curated record. The transcript has 2 exons. NCBI's taxonomy places the organism in Eukaryota, Viridiplantae, Streptophyta, Magnoliopsida, Lamiales, Lamiaceae. Gene Ontology annotation, cellular component: cytoplasm; nucleus.
AUAAAAAUAAAAAUAAAUAUGGAGAAAAAAAAAAUCGUCUUCUUCUUCUUCUUCUUCUUCUUCACCCUACUUCUCCUUCAGAAAUUUUCCUGAUUUCACCGACAGCUGAAAUAAGCUUCGCAUAUGUUAUGUAUUCAGAAGGAUCUAAGAAGAAACUAGUGCCUGCGACGAUGGCUGCUUCGGCAAAAACUCUAACUCCAGAGAGAUCUGAUCCAUCAGAAGAUUGGACUAUUGUGCUACCGAGGCGUGGAAAGAAGAACAGAACUGUGAACAAGUUUGUGAUCCCUAAACGGCAAAAGGAAGUGCAGUUAUGGGCGCCGAUAGAUCUUGAAACAGAUCCAGAGAGAGAAGCGAAGCUGAAGCAAAAAAUGGAGAUUUGUAUUCAGAAAUUUGAAAGCUCUGAAUUCUACAGAAAUUUACUGAGCCAAAUCCGAAAUCCUGAUAUGCUGGACAAGUUUUCCAAAGUUUUGGGAUCAGAGGAAAAGAUGCAGAUGGUGAUUUAUGGGAUUGGUAGCAUAGAGUCAUUCGAGCCCCCCCGGCUGCAGCUCAGCCUCGCCAUUCUGUUGAAGAGGAGCUUCGAUUGGAUCGGAGGAAUAGAACUCUUUGACCCGAUAAUCUCCCUGACAGAAUCAAAGGUCUUGGCAUCUCUAGGCUGCUCCGUUCUAUCGGUCAAUGAGCAAGGCCGUCGACAAGCUCUGAAACCUACUCUGUUCUUCAUGCCACACUGUGAGGCGGAACUGUACGACAACCUCUUGGAAGUGAAUUGGGAGGUGGAUCGGUUGAAUCGUCUCGUGAUCUUCGGGAACAGUUUUGGCGCGUACGAGCAGCACGCGUCGCUGUGCAAGAGCUCGGCCGUGUCGAGCUCGAGGAAGCGUGUCUUGGCUGUUAGGAGCUUCGCAGAAGAGUUGAGAGUUGAUACUUUCUCUGAUGAUUCGUUUCGAGCAUUUCAUGGUACGAGUUGGCAUUUUUUUGGCCCCUCUGCGGAGGAAGAUUUGCAAAUGAUUGUGUGAAUCUACAUUUUUUGGGGGGGGUAUGUAGCUUCUGCAAUUGAUGCAUAAAAGCAUCUUAUUAGUGAAAUUCAAUAGCAUAAUUGGCUAUGUAGUUUUCUUAUAUCUAGAAAGACUAAAAUUGAAAAGGAUUAUUGGGAAUUUGAAGUGAAGAAUCUUGGGAA